ACGACGCCCAUCUCGCGGUGCCUUCUGGGAAAUGUAGUACUCUCCGUUACACUGCUACGUCUUUCUCGUCGACUUCCGGGAAGCAGAAAGACUACAAAGCAGCCGGUCGCGGCGAAGGGAAGCUCCACUCGAUUGUUUCUUCAGCCAGCGGGCAGCUAAGAUGUUGGCCGUCCUGUCUGUGCUGUUUUUAUGUUUCAAUCCGGUUUUCUGCGUCUUCCAGAGGCUUUACUGCACCAUCUCGGACAGCUGCGACUGCGACUUCAAGCCCAACAUCAGAGACUUGGAGUGGGAUCUCUACAAGAAUGUCUUCGGUCAACAUCUGGCUCAGGACAUCGUGUCCGAGGAGGUGGCCAGGUUCCUUCAGAAUAAAAGCCCCGACCGGCCCCUGGUGCUGUCGUUCCACGGCUCCUCGGGGACGGGGAAGACGAUGGUCAGCUCCAUGUUAGGGAACCAUCUGUACGGCUCGGCCAUGAGCAGCCCCUACGUCCACCAGUUCAUCCCCACGCUGCACUUCCCCUCGGCCCAGCGGGUCAACCGGUACCGGAAGGAGUUGAGGAGUUGGGUUCAGGGGAACCUGACUGAAUGCGCUCGAUCCGUCUUUAUCUUCGACGAGAUGGAGAAGAUGCCUCCGGGCCUCAUCGACGUCCUGGAACCUUUCCUGGGUCCCUCACAUGUUGUGUUUCGCACAAACUACCGCAAAGCCAUCUACGUCUUCAUCAGCACUACAGGACAGGAGGUGAUCUACAAAGUAGCUCUGGAGAACCGGCAGGCCGGACGGGAAAGAGAAGAGAUCAAGAUGAGUGACCUGCAGGACGCCUUAGCAGAGGCUGUUUACAAUGACAACACCAGUGGCUUCUUCCACUCCAGCAUCAUCCAGCAGAACCUCGUCUCCUCGUUCGUUCCCUUCCUGCCUCUGACUCGUUGCCACGUCCAGCGCUGCGUCCGCUCGCAGCUCUGCCAGCGGGGGAGCUGCAGCCGCAGUGACGUGGUGGAGGCAGUAGGGGGCGACAUGCAGUACGCCCCCGUCCAGGGACAAUACUUCUCCACCACCGGCUGCAAGGCCGUCCCCGCCAAAAUCAACUUCUUCCUCUGAGGUUUUACUCCAGGAUCCAAAAGGGAAGCUCCUUCUGAGGCGAGUCAGGCACGAAACACUGAACUCUGAGAGCAGUGCCUGAAUACACUCUACCUCAAAAUCUGGACUUCUAACCUGGAGGCGUCGCUUCAUGUCGGAUUAAACGUCAGUAUUUGUCCAUCCUUAAAUUAUUUUCACAUUAAUAACAGCUGGAGAGACGACAGAUUCUACCCAGAGACUCAUCUGUUUGUUUUUAAACUAGAACGACGACGUUCAACCCUCUGAACUCCAAAGAGCAGUUUAUACCCAUUUUAAGUCCAGCAUGAAGUCCUGAACCUCUACGGAAAUGAAGAACAGAGACACAAAACGACAAAAAUGAGACACAAAACGACAAAAAUGAGACACAAAACGACAAAAAUGAGACACAAAGCGGCAAAAAUGAGACACAAAGCGACAAAAAUGAGACAUAGAAUGACAAAAAUGUGGCAUAACGCGACAAAAAUUAGACAUAAAAUGACAAAAAUGUGACACUAAAUGAGGUGAAACGGAAACAACAGAAAUGUGGAUUUUCCAGCUCCGAAGCUAAUUUUAGGAAAACUUAAGACUGUCAGUUUUUGAUGACAUUUUGGAGCAAGUUGUUGGAGAAACAUCUUCUAAACUAACCCUAGCAAAAAAUGACAAAAACCAGGCAAAAUAACAAAAAGGAGACACAAACUGACAGGAAUGAGACAAAAACGACAACAGAAACGUGACAAAAAUGAGACACAAAAGGCAAAAAAUGGGACAAAAACGAGACCAAAAAACGACAGAAACAAGACACAAAAUGACCAACCUGCAACAGAAAAUAACUAAAACAAGACACAACGUGACAAAAUUGAGACACAAAGCGACAAACACGAGACAAAAAACGACAAAUGAGACACAAAAUAACGAAAAUGAGACACGAAGCGACAAAAACGAGACAAAACACAACAAAAAUGCGAGAACAAACAAGACAAAGUGACAAAAACAAGACAAAAAGGGGAACUUCAUCUGUGUUUUUUUAAAAACUAGAACUAUGUUAACUGCAUCGUCCCUAUCAAAUACAUAAAUUCAAAUCAAAUCACAAAUCACAAAAAUUUUUUAAAAAAAGCUCCCUACUGACUCACCAUUCUACAGAUAUUGAACUGUUUACAAUUUAAAUUUGUGGACAUGCUUGUCUCCAAUCUGCUCGGUUUAAACCAUGCCUAAAAGUUCCUAAAUGGGCACAACUGUGACUAAAAGUAGAGAAAACUACUUUUUCUUCUGUGCAGAGUGACACAGUUAGAAUGGCAGAAAAUAUAAAGGGAAAGAAAUAUAAAGGGAAAUAAAGAAAGUUAAAUUUCUUUAAUUUUUUUUGUCACAAAAACUAAAAAAUCCCCAAAAAUCUGGAAGUAAAAUGUGUAGAAAAAAAACUCCAGAUAUUUAAUUGCCUCCAUGUUUCCUGUUCUCUCUACUCUGUUCAUCAUCAGUAGAACGAUGUUUCUCCAUGCUGGAUGCAUCUCCUCUGUUCACUGUUUCUGAGCCAUGCCACAUUUAUUUUUUUUAUCCAGUAGCUUUGAUCGUCUUUUCAGUCUCAAAUGGUCGAGAAUGGUUUGAAACUUGUCUAAAGUAGCAUAAAAUCGACCAAACUGACCCAAAUUAACGACCAGCAGACACAGAAAGAUGCAAAAAUGACAUUGAAGUGACACAAAAAGAUGUAAAAUGAUUGAAAAACACCUCCAAAAUUUAGAAAAAUUAACUCAAAAACUGCCCAAAAAUACUUUAAAAUUAGUUGAAUUUGUAAAAUUAACCAAGAAUUAGUUUAAGAUGACAAUAUUUGACUCAUUAUAGAGAAUCUGAAUAGUUUUCGAGAUGUUUUUUUUUGUCAUUUUGGAGACAUUUUAGUCCAGUUUUGAGCCUCUGUUCAUCUGUAGAAAGAUGUUUCACCAUGCUGAUUGGAUCUCCAACAAGGCACUCCUCCGUCACUCAGUCUUUUGUUUUUUGUUGUUUUUUUUCAUUUUUGAGUCUCAUUUUAGUGAUUUUUUUUUUUCAUCUUUGGGACAGCUUAAUCUCUUUCUGUUCACUUUGUGUCUCCUUUUUGCUGUUUUGUGUCUCAUUUUUUGGAUUUUGUGUCUUUUUUAUUGUUUUAUGUCGAAUUUUUGCCAUCGUGUGUCUUAUUUGUGCCAAUUUUUGAUGGUUUUGUCUCCACAUACUGUAGCUAUUUAAGUAUUUCCGUGUUAGCUAGCCUUUGCUCUGGUGAAACGCCGCCUGCAGUUCAACCUGAAAUCUCUCCAUAUCUUUGUCCUCUCCCUGUUGGUCACAGUUGAGUCAUUCGUGGCUUUUUUGUUUUGUAGAAGAGCAAAGAAUUUUUUAUUUUUUACAGAAUUUGAUUCGAACAAACGGCUUAUUUUUGGUGAAUUUUUAAACACAAGUGAUAUUGAUGAAAUAUAGUGAUUUUAAGCUUGGAUUUGGUUCAUUUUCCUGAUUCUCUACAUUUUCUGGCUCGUCUGAAUGAUGUAAUUUAGUAAAUUUUGUUAAAAAAAGAGAACUCGCUCUUCAAACCUGCCGGCGGGUUUUGGGGUUCAGAGGGUUAAUUUGUACAGAGGGAAGCUGUUGGUAGAAAUCAACCCUUCAAUUCACAGCUCAUGUUUUAUUAAAGAGGACAAUAUUUGUGCAGAAAUUCCAUGCAUUUCAUGAUUAGUAUUCCAGGUAAACUGUGUUUUAUCUGGAUGGAAACGGUGGUGGAUGUUGUUGUUUUUUUUUUUUUUUGACAAUUAGGAAACUAAAAAUGUUCCAGGACUGAAAAACAUCUUGAGUCAAGCUGAGGUUCUACAUCUGGAGCGCUGCUACUGUUUUUAAAAUGAAAUAAGAAGAAAAAAAGAUCGAUUUUACUUGAAAACAUUAAAGUUCCAGGAGGAGUCAGUUCUCUGUUUGUGCCACCAGGAGGCAGCAGAGACCAGAUGGAACCCAUAGACUGUUUAUUAAUGAUAGAUCUGUGAUGGAACCCAUAGACUGUUUAUUAAUGAUAGAUCUAUGAUGGAACCCAUAGACUGUUUAUUAAUGAUAGAUCUGUGAUGGAACCCAUAGACUGUUUAUUAAUGAUUGAUCUAUGAUGGAACCCAUAGACUGUUUAUUAAUGAUAGAUCUGUGAUGGAACCCAUAGACAGUUUAUUGAUGAUAGAUCUGUGAUGGAACCCAUAGACUGUUUAUUAAUGAUAGAUCUAUGAUGGAACCCAUAGACUGUUUAUUAAUGAUAGAUCUAUGAUGGAACCCAUAGACAGUUUAUUGAUGAUAGAUCUAUGAUGGAACCCAUAGACAGUUUAUUGAUGAUAGAUCUAUGAUGGAACCCAUAGACAGUUUAUUGAUGAUAGAUCUAUGAUGGAACUCGUAGACUGUUUAUUGAUGAUAGAUCUAUGAUGGAACCCAUAGACAGUUUAUUGAUGAUAGAUCUAUGAUGGAACCCAUAGACUGUUUAUUGAUGAUAGAUCUAUGAUGGAACUCGUAGUCUGUUGGAUGUAAACAAGCACUUUAUGGACAAUUAAACACUUUCUACUCUG
Messenger RNA from Acanthochromis polyacanthus (spiny chromis), 4629 nucleotides. It is a transcript of the gene tor2a, whose product is annotated as torsin family 2, member A. The transcript is spliced from 5 exons. Gene Ontology annotation, molecular function: ATP binding; ATP hydrolysis activity. Bases 161 to 1093 code for a protein of 310 amino acids. NCBI's taxonomy places the organism in Eukaryota, Metazoa, Chordata, Actinopteri, Pomacentridae. Gene Ontology annotation, cellular component: endoplasmic reticulum; endoplasmic reticulum lumen; nuclear envelope. The record is from RefSeq and is a predicted model, not a curated record.